AUGGCUCGCGCGGCUGCGCGGCUGGCGUUUGCAUGCCUUGCGCUGGCAGCCUUAGCGGCCGCCACCCACGCUGUGGCUACAGACGGCCCACCGGCGGUGCCCUCGAUACCUGCAACGGCUGCCGUGGCGCCUGUAGCAGUUGCCGACCCAGAGCCAGGGCCUAACUCCAAGCCAGCGGAGCCCUUGCCGGCAUCCACAGCCGCGCCCACGCCCGCGUCCUUAGCGUUCCUCAAGGCGGCCCCUGCGCCCACCCUGAAGCCAGAAUCCGACCAAGCGCUCGCGCUCAAGCCGGCACCCGCGGCGCCCACCCCAGCGCCCGCGGCGCCCGCGCCCACCCCUGUUGCGCCCAAGCCGGCGCCCGCGGCGCCCAAGCUGGAGCCGGCGCCCGCGGCGCUCGAGCCGGCGCUUGCGGCGCCGAAGGCGGGGCCGGCCCCUCCGGUCGCGUUUGGUGGGCUGUCCAGCGCACAGCUGAGCCAGCUGGAUCUCAGCAAGGCGGUGGCCGACACUCUGGUUGCGCCCAUCCAAGGGGCGUGCGUCAAGUUCCAGACCGCAGUGGCAUGCAACGCCGCGGGCAAGUCCAAGCUCUGCGCGUGGGACGCUGGGCAGACCCCCAGCUGCCGCGUCCCCGCCAACCUCGUAAGCACCGCCUUUUGCCCUGGAUCCAAGACGCGCCGCAUCGUGUCCUGCCAGCUCGCCGCCACCGAGGCGGCCUGCAAGGUCGCGGACCCGGCCUGCUCCUGGGCGCUCCCCCCCGCAGCCGCACUGCCGGCCGCGCCCGCGCCCGCCGCGAUCCCGGCGGCGUCGCGGCGUAUGCUGGCGGCGGCUGCGCCGACAUGCAGGGCGACCGAUGUGAGGGAGGUGGAGGAUGACAGGGUGGAGCUAGGCAAGCUGGCAUGGGAAAUCAUCCACACCAAGGCCCCCACUGAUUGCCCCAUCACAACCAGCACCCGCGUGCCCGCCACGCCGGCCAUCGCCUCGGCGUCUGGCGCUCCCUCAGCGGCCGCCCCGACGGCUCCCAGCGCGGCUGGCGCCCCUGCCGCCGGCGCCCGCGCGGCCGCGGCACUGGCAGCGCCAGCAGCCGACGCUCCUGCGCCUGCCCAGGCCGGCACCGGCACACCCGCGGCUGGCGACGACGGCAGGGCUGCACCUGCAGGCGCCGCGCCGGGCGCCACUCCAGGGCUGCGCCCCUCCCGGUCGGGCCUGGCGGGUUUGGCCGGUGGCGAGCACCCGGCUCGCCUGCGCCGCACGGCCCAAAACUCAGCGAGCAGCCUCGCCGCCACCUCGCUGGCCGGCGCCGCGGCGCUCUUGACCGCCGUGCUCCUGCUGUGA
Messenger RNA from Monoraphidium neglectum, 1329 nucleotides. RefSeq lists its product as hypothetical. Bases 1 to 1329 code for a protein of 442 amino acids. NCBI's taxonomy places the organism in Eukaryota, Viridiplantae, Chlorophyta, Chlorophyceae, Sphaeropleales, Selenastraceae. The record is from RefSeq and is a predicted model, not a curated record. The transcript is spliced from 3 exons.